CCAAUAUUCAGUCAGAUUUGCAGUGGAUACCCCGAACAUCAAACGAACAAGCCGAUUAUGUUAGCAAGUUAAACGAUUUUGAUGACUGGGAAGUCGUACCAGGCAUAUUUGAGCAAAUUGACGCUCAGCUUGGUCCUCACACUUUGGAUUGUUUGCAAAUUCCAAAAAUGCAAAAGUUUCCAGAUAUUUUUCAAGGUUUUGGAAUCCGGACACGACCGGAGUGGACGCGUUUUAUCAGGAUUGGUCCAACGAGUUUGCGUGGGUUGUCCCACCCAUAUCGAUUGUACCGAGGGUUCUUUGGUUCAUGUUUGAGAAUAAAU
Paramuricea clavata is the source of this 320-nucleotide messenger RNA. NCBI's taxonomy places the organism in Eukaryota, Metazoa, Cnidaria, Anthozoa, Malacalcyonacea, Plexauridae. The record is from the annotation of a GenBank genome assembly.